CGCGCGCUCGUCGUGCACGCGCCCCGCACAGGAUGAUCUUGUUACAUUGGAGCGCGGCGUAACUGUGCGUCAUAAAGAGGAAGCGCGUUUGAUCCGGGCGAAUAGAACGGUUUUAAACUUUUCAUCGGAUACCUUGUCAUUCUUCAGCUGCUCGAGAACGUUUGGAGCGCGGAGGAGCGAAGCUGAUUUCCGCAGCGGACGCGGGGGCGUUCGUUGUCGGUCCUGACCAUCGAGAUCCCCGUGGAUGACCUCCAGAACCAUGUAUCCGCACGGAAGACCCCAGGCUCCGCUGGUGUCAGGCCACGCCGGUGUGAAAUUCACAGUCCUGGAAACUCUCGACCAUAUAAAAGAGGAAUUCCAGCUGUUCCAGGCCCAGUAUCACAGUCUGAAGCUGGAAUGUGAGAAGUUGGCGAGUGAGAAAACAGAGAUGCACAGACAUUACAUCAUGUAUUAUGAAAUGUCUUACGGGCUGAACAUUGAAAUGCAGAAGCAGGCAGAGAUUGUAAAGCGGCUCAGUGCUAUAUGCACUCAGAUCAUUCCACUGCUGUCCCAAGAGCAUCAGCAUCAGGUGGCUCAAGCAGUGGAAAGAUCCAAACAUGUUAGCAUGGCCGAACUCAAUGCUAUCAUCGGGCAGCAGCAGUUCCAGCAUCUAUCCCAUCAUGCCCCGGGCUUCCCUCUGACGCCACACCCCUCAGGACUGACCCUGGGAGCGGGUGCAAGCCUCAUGGCUCUUCCCGGGGCCUUCCCGUUCCCCCCACACCUGGUGCCUAAAGAUGACCUCACUCACCCUGAGCCCCUGGACUCCAGAGAUGGAGCUCCAAACAGGAGCGGCAGCGGCUCUCCGGUGAGCCAUCGGUCUGCAGGCCUGCGUCUGGGUCUUCCUCCGCCUUCCUCUUCCUCAUCCUCUCACGCUGAUAUGGACAGUAAACGGGGCGGCGCAGACCAGAGCAGCACGGGACGAACACGACGGGAAAGUGGUGGUAAAAAUGAAGACGCGCUCAGAAGAGACAGCAAUAAAGAGAAAAGCGCGUCACCCGCAGGAGUCUCUCCCAGAUCGACGGAAGGGAACGGACUGACCAGCUCUCCGGUCCUCCGGAAGAAUCCAUCCAGAGAAGGCUCUUCCUCCCCUCGCUCUCAGCCGCGCUCGCCUCUCUGCAAGAGCCCCACUCAGGAGAAAGUGAGAUCUCCGUCUCCUUCAGCGUCCCAUGAAUCACUCUCUCCUGGCUCUCCAGCACCUCCCCGCCCUCUCUCGUCCUCCGCCCGCGGCCCGUCUCCCGCUCUCAAACACUAGGACCCACUCCAGCCCAUGGAGUGAGACUAGUGAAAGACCGCCGCUACCCCUCCCCAGCCCGCCCUUCCCAGAAUGCACGGGGCCGGCCCCAGAGCGCUCGGGCCUGGGCAUCAGGUGCCUUGUCAGAAGCCCUUCAUCCGUUCUCGUGGCCCUCUGAGCGAACCGCAUCUGUGUCCUCACACGCCGGGCGUAAUCAGCCAAUCAGCUGUCUGUCUGACAGCUCUGUCAGCCAAUUAGAAAGAAGGCUGAAUAUUCUGUGUGACAGGCUUCUCCGUGUCAUCUCCCACACAGAAAUGGACUGAGAUGCUUUUACUGCCAAUUUUAUGUCAAAACGAGUUCAAAACAAA
Messenger RNA from Sinocyclocheilus rhinocerous, 1638 nucleotides. RefSeq names its product transducin-like enhancer protein 1. The record is from RefSeq and is a predicted model, not a curated record. Gene Ontology annotation, molecular function: transcription corepressor activity; protein binding. Gene Ontology annotation, biological process: regulation of DNA-templated transcription; negative regulation of canonical Wnt signaling pathway. Lineage: Eukaryota; Metazoa; Chordata; Actinopteri; Cypriniformes; Cyprinidae. The transcript has 14 exons. Gene Ontology annotation, cellular component: transcription regulator complex; nucleus. The coding region runs from base 245 to 1291 and encodes 348 amino acids.